Lineus longissimus is the source of this 7449-nucleotide messenger RNA. RefSeq lists its product as uncharacterized. Bases 178 to 4290 code for a protein of 1370 amino acids. The transcript is spliced from 12 exons. Lineage: Eukaryota; Metazoa; Nemertea; Pilidiophora; Heteronemertea; Lineidae. The record is from RefSeq and is a predicted model, not a curated record.
CGAAAACACUCUGUACGAAACUGCGGCGGAUAUAUAGGUCAACAAUAAUAUUCAACCAAAUCAAAACAAAAAGAAAGGUGAUGGGGUCACGCUAGGAUUCUUAUAAUGCCUACCUGAUCAGUGUAGGUAGAUCAGAACCAAUAGCCUCGGACAGUACACUUUAUUGAAAUCAUCAACAUGUCUGGCAACCAUAGUGAUAGUGAGAGUAGCCUUUCUGACUGGGAGCUUGUACAGCAAGGUGACCUUCAGGAUAAUGAGGUUGCUGAUAAUGAAGGAAGCAGUAGUGGAUCGGAGUUUGUCCAUCUCGAUUGUACUGCUGUCUCCUAUCAUCAUCGCCCCAGUGAAGAUAGAGAUGUGGUAGAAAUUGGGGAUGAUGAUCUGACAGACCUUUCUCAGGACACCUUGCAAGCCUCAGCCAUCCAUGCCGAUGGGGAGGAGUCCAAAGUCCCAGAAGAGCCUGCUGCUUCAGCGUCCCUUUCAUCUGCCACUCCUACUGAAGCAAAUGAAACAGAACAAGUUUCUGAAGAGAUUACUGUGACCGAGUCAUGUCAACCUGAAAGUUGUGCAGCUGCAAGCCUUGAUCAGUGUGCUGAUCUGAAGGAACCGUCUCCUGACCAGCUCAGCACAGGAGAUGUAUUGGAAGAGGCCCAAGGAGAACUUGAUGAUCCUCCCAAACAGGAGGAGGUACCAGCUCCUCCUGUUGAGGGCGGUGAAGUGGGUACUGAGACGCUGGAUAAUGGAAGCGAAAAUUCAAAUCCCAGUGAACCAGAACUGCUGGAUUUGAGCGAUGCUAAGUCAACCGAUACAGAGAGUGAGGUUGAAAUUUUGAUUACCAGUGACAUCUUGGCCAAAGGAGACUUUGAGUGUGACGCUGUGGACUCGCCAGACAGUUUGGAAUCUCCACCCUCAUCUGAUGAGGUUCUGCAACCUGAUGCUCCAGAGAGUGACUUGACCCUAUCACAUUCUGAUGAACCCAGUGCUUCACAAGGUCAAGGCCAUUGUGAGGAUCAAGAUGAGCCUGGGGCAAGUUUUAUGGCUGGUGCCCCACAUGAGUAUCUGCAGUCACUGGCGCAGAUGGGAACCGUCAAAGUGGUGGUUGUGGAGCAUGGCGUUGUGGAAGAAGAUGCAGGAUCUGGGGCAGAAGAUGAGCAAGGGGCAGUGGGAGGUGACACGGAGGAAGAUGGAAUACAAGUCCUUGAGGUGGAGGAAGAGAAUCCAGUUGAGAAACGAGAAGAAGAGUGUUCAGAUGAAGACAUUGGUAAUGUUAGUAAGGACAAAUCUGUUGAAAGAGAUAUGACCACGUCUGGGUCUAGCGUUAGUUCCAGGUUCAGCUUUAUACACCAUGACCGUAGAUCUGAUGACGAAUCUCUGCCUGAGAGCGACAUUUCACUGAUCGAUGAUGAAUCAGACCUUUCGAAUCAAGACCAGUUUGUGGAUGAGAUGACACUGUUCGACCCCGUCAAGAUCAGGCAGUACAAGCAUAACCCAAAUAACAACGUCAACACGAUCUUGAGUCUUGUCAUGGGAGCUGUCUUAGCCCUUGGAAUCGGUAUUGGCAUCGGACAUGCAUUCGGGUCCUCUAAUGAAUUGUUGUUCAGGCGUCACCAUGACGACACGUUUACGCAUCAGGGUGAGACGGACGAGGUCAGGAAUCUGAGGCAGACGUUGCAGACAUGUGCAACCAAGCGAGACGACAUGGAGGCUCGGAUUUAUGAAUAUCAACAGGGAAAAUUGAGCGUCAUCCUGAGCGAGCUCCAUGAUCGUGUCGGCCAUCUUGAGAAACAAAACAAACACUUGAAAAAGGAUAUUCAACGUAAGACCGUCUACAUGGAGCAGGUUUCGGAUGAAAACCGAGACAUGAAAUCGAGAGUUGAGAAUAUGCAUCACAACCUGUCCAACCUGACUCUCAGCCUGGAAGAAAUCAAGUCGCAGAAAACGUUAUUGGAAGGCAGGAACACGGACGAACGCAAAGCAAAUUCCGAGCUGAAGAAAAACCUGACUGAUUUCAAAUUGGAACUUGAACGAGCGAAAGAGAACAAACGGAUGUUGGAGAUUGAGAAGAAUAUGCAGAUCAGUGACUUGCAAGGUCGCGUUAUUGACCUUGGGACGGAGCUCGAGGACGUCAAGGAGCACAAGAAUCAACUGAUGCAAUCACACGAAACAUUCGCCGUCCAGCUCAACCAAGCGAAAAAUAAACUUGAUGACCUGUCGAGGAGUAAGGAGGACACGGAACAGCAUAACUCGUUCUUGUUGAAAGAUUUGAAAACACGUCUGAACACGUUGCUGGUCGAGAACAUGGACUUGAAAGCCGAAGUUGCACGUCUGAGGUAUCGGCAGCAUCCGGCCAACCCAGACCAGGUGGCGCUCUUCAAGGAGAAGGUCAACGUUCUCAGGGUCGAGAAUGAGGAACUUCAGUCUGCUGUGUCCAAGUCGAGGUACACUCACGGGCCAACUGAAAAUCAAGAAUCCGACAACAAGCUCCAAGAAGAAAACCAACUGCUUGAGAAAAAGGUCAAGGAACUUUCGGACAAUUUAGCGCUUGAACAGAAUCGCUCGGACAUGUGGCAGACGCUGUUCCUAUCAGAAAAAGCCAGGAAAAAUUCCACUACAGCUAAAGAAGAAAAGAAUUUCAUGGACUGUGUCAAGAUUGUCUUUAGCCGUAUCAAUAUCACUGAGUUUACUUCAGUUUUCAAUGAGUCUAACUCAAAGAAUCUAACACGAGCCUUCAUGGAAAAGGUAUCAUUUGUUUUUCACGCAACUAAGAAGAUGAAUUUCUCUGAUUAUGUCAAUAAGAAGUGGGGGGCAUUUUACAAUUUCAGCCAGUCUAAUGAGUUUAAAGAUGCGUUUAAAUAUGCAGAAAAUGGGUAUGAAAAUUUUCAGGAUAUGUUGGUGAUGCAAUGGAAGCAUUUUCAAAAUUACACAAAUUCGGACAACUUUCAAAAGCAUGUCAACCAGACGAAAGAUAUAAUAUCUCAAAUGAAAGAAACGGUCGAUAAAACAAUUUCAAAGGUUCAGAAUUUCAGUAACUCGGACCACGUUAAGGAAUAUAUCAAUAAGACAAAAGAAACCAUGUCCAAGCUGAGUGUUCAGAUCAAGGAGACUUGGUCACGUCUGAAGAACAUCUCGUCCGGUCUUUACAAGUCGCACGAGCCAAAGGUCCGCAAAGUUCAGGACGAUGUUGCCUCUACUUUGUUUGAGUUUGGUAAGACUAUCAAAGAUAGGUUUGGGAAGUUUGGCGAUGAAUACCAUGCUAAGUUUGAUAAGGGUACAAAGAGGGGUCGGGAAUGGGCGGACCAGGGACGUGAAGAAAAAAGGAAAACUGGGGGGACAGAGUAUCAUGAGGAACAGCCCGACAAGACUGGUCGGAAGUAUGAAAGCGAUUUCAAGCCAGAACCAAAUUGUAAGAUGAUUAAUAAGAAAUUUAAGGAACUGAAAAAUAUUGUUGAAAGUUUGAGCAAGAAGCGUUGGUACAGAAUUGAAAAUUCCGACCGGGAAGAAAUUUUAGAAGAUUUUGACGAGUUUAAUAAUCAGUACCUGAGAAUGGGCGGCGGUUUGUUAUGCUUGGUGGGUGACAAUGAUGUGGCCUGGCUCAAUUGUCAGAUUAGUUGGUGGAGGGCUAGUCUGUCUGAGACCUUAGAUGCAGAAAUACAACGCUCCUGCGAGGACUUUCUGGUUCGUUGGCAACUUAAAGUCACCAAGAAAUACCUGAAGGAGGUGAGGAAGAGGAACAAGCAUGCAAAGGUUAAGAUUGUGAUUACCCCUGAAGCAAGGAAGGAAACUGAGAGCCGACAAAAAGAAACUGAGAAAGAAAAGCAGAAGACGGAGUGGGAUGCAGCUCAAGAUAAUUUAACGUUUUUCGGUGAGCCUGCCGAAGGUGAUAAGGAUCGGGAUAAGAAAUCUGACAAGGUUAAAUCAGACUGGUACCUAAAGCGAGCAGAAGACCGCGAGGAUUAUCGCCACGAUCCCAAAUGGUACUUCCGCCGCAUGGACGAUCGCGAAGAUGGCCGCCAUGAUGUGAAAUGGUUGUUUAGCCGCGCUGAAGAUCGUGCCAACAAGCACAGGAAGAGCAUCCUUGGGGAGGAAGAUGGAACUUACGGCUGUACGAAGCGGCGAGGAGAAUCUGGUUGUAGACAACUGGCGUGCCAACCACAGAAGAAGAAGGAGAAUAUUCCUGAAAAGUUGCCUCUGCAGCAAGACGAUGGCUUACAUAAUUUUGAUUUUCAUCCAGGUAAAGAAGGUUUCUAUGACGACCCAGAUUGGAACGACCCAGAUUUCUGGAAAGGAUAUUGAACGCAUCCACAAGGAAUGUUAUGGAUUACUGAAAAAUUGAUGUGUCAAAUUGUCAUGUUUGUAGCCUGUAGAAAAGUUAAGUAGGCCCUUUUUUUAUUUCCAGUGGCACUCGUAAAAAUGAGUUAUAAAUUAGAUCUGAAACAUAAUCUAAGUAUCCAAGUCCUCGUCUCUGACCAAAGAUUGCUACAAAUGUAUCCUGUCUGUUUUAAGGUAUUUGAGUUUCAAAGUGUUCAGCCAUAUUCCUGUCCUCUCCAAUCAAUGGACCUAUAUUUUUUUCUCACAAAAGCUGGUGAGUUCAUGUAUUGUUAUCUUCAUCAUUUCAUUUGGAACUUGGAAGAUCGCAUGUUUCUAAAAUGUAAUGUUUUAAUCUCGGGGAUAUGUGAUGAAGAUUUUUUUAAAACUUGAUUCAGUGGGUAAGGUCUUAAAUAGUAUAAUACAUAGUACAUUACAUGUGAUGAAGAUUUUUUUAAAACUUGAUUCAGUGGCUAAGGUCUUAAAUAGUAUAAUACUAAGUAUAUUACAUAUUUUGAGUAUAAGAAGCAUAGGUUUAGGGAAGGAUAAUAUGACUUACUAGCAAUCAUAUCCGACUGUAUAAUGUACUCUUGUCUUGAUCAUCUUUCCAGAAGUACAUAAUGGGGUCAUUUAGUACAUACAAUAUAACCUCCCCUAGCAGACACCUCUCUAACAAGGACAACCUUUCAAUUCGGCCAUUAUACACUUCAGUCUGUGAUUCUUAAUGAAAUUUAGUGCUAAUUAUAACCUUCUGCUUUUGUAAUUAACGUGUUAGUUUCAUCUAACAGUUUUAUUCGCUUGCUCCACCAUAAGACAACAAAAACAUAUAACAUUCUUCUACGUUGGACAACAUAUAAUAAAUAAGGUGUUGCUAUCUAUAAAGAUUAUCAUUAUUAUUCUAUUGGCACCUUGGCCUCUUAAAAACUUGAAUGAUACCCCAGAGUACCUUUAUUGAAAACUACUCCUUAUUUCACACCCCAGAAAAAUCAUUGCUCUCCGAUAGAGAGAAAGAUGCACAGAGAUGCUCACAUGCCCCCUAUAUCUGCCACUUGUCUCCACAUGUAUCAAAAAGCAUCGAGUGUAAAUUUCACCAUUUUGUUUGUAAUUUUCUGCUUUGGUUUUUCGCAGGGAGUCCUUCAGUAAGAACCUCGAUAAAUGCUCAAGAUAUUGUAGGUCUACUAUACACCUUUCCAGAAAUGGGGCGCUGAGUGUCCGAAAUAGUGAUGUCAUAAGGGGAAACUAGGCCUUAUGAUGGAGGGACAAAGGAGAUAGUCAUGGUUGACCAACACACUUGAAUGCCUUUGAUGACGGACAAGGGGGAAAAAGUUAGUUCCAAUGCAAGCCACCAAUUUCGGGAAGCAUGUGUAGAGCUUUACAGAAUUGCCAUUAAUAAUUAUGUUUGAGUAGCUUGAUAAUUUUAAUAAGAUCUUGGAUCAAGCUGCGUAAGAUUUUCUGUAAGCGAGAAAUUUUCAUGACUAUUAUAGUUUGUGGUUUUGUGUAAUUUUAUCUUUGACAUAGUUUUGAUAAAGCGAUUUGAAAACAUCGUAACGAUAAUUUCAGUUAGAUUUGUUUCGCUGCAUUUUUUGGGCGAAAUUUGGCUGAACUUAAGCUGAAAAACACUGAACUUAAACUUACCUGAAGAUUUCCUGGUUUCCAGUAUCACAUUCAAUGUCAAGCUGAGGUUUGUUCUUCCUGAAUACCAAGUAUGGUAUGCUAUGAGUACUGUUGACCCCUUUACUUUCAUUAGCCUGAUCUUUUCGUGAUAGGAAGUUCAACCGUGAACUUUAGGAUGCAAAAAGUCUUUAAACUUUGAAAAUUAAGCAACUUUAAUUAAGUUAAAAGUUUAAUUGAUUUAUCAUUAGAAAAUGCACCUAUUUGCAGAAAUAAAUGGAAGGAAAAUCUGAAAAAAAUGGAAUAAAUGGAAGGAAAAUCUCAAAAGGAUAUUUCUCCAUUUAUUAAGCAUGUUUAGGUUAAAAUAAAAUGUUCGAAUUAAGGGGUUAUCAGUAGACGUUGUCUGAUAUUUUCAUGUGUGUAAAGUUUUCAAUAUAAUACAGAGCAUAUAUAGAACAGUGCUGCAAUUGACCCCUUUGGCUUUUGUGACUAACAAAAUGGGCCUGACAUUGAAUGUAGCUGAUACCAUCCUGUACAUGUAGGUAUUUACAGAGUGCUUUGUUGAAAGACAUGAGCUGUUGUUACAAGUAUUCAUAUUUAUGCAUAUGAUAUUCACAUACACAUAGCUGCUAAAACGUUAUAGUUAUUCACCAAUAGAAGAUGAUUGUGUCAUAUUGGUAGUACGGUGUAGUUUUUUGAUACGAUACUUCAUGUACUUGCAUUGUCUUAUUCAAAUUGUCUCACAUUAAGUUUAUCAAGUUCGCUGGUGCGCUGAAACUUCCCGAGAUUAUUCUAACAAGCACAUUCAGUAAGUAACAGGGGACAGACAAAUCUGGUCAGAUCAAGCAAAUAGGAAAGAUACAGAACAGCGCAUAUAAAUUCCCUCCAUGAAUCAACAAAUCCCUGAAUUCUAUUCCCAUUUGGAUAUUGAAAUGAAGGAAUCGAUGAGUUGUUUUAAAAUUGGUCUGUCCCGAGUCAUCUUGGCACUACACUAUGUAUUCCAUCUCGAGUUGCGAUCAUUCCUUGCCCUAGAGUCUUGUUAGUUAAUCUUCUCGGUAACGAAAUCAAGGCAAGAACACGUACUCGUAGUUGCGUAGAUCAUGAACACAAGGAAUAUGUAACUUUUAUCGCCGUCUGAUAGAUAAUAACGUAGUUCCAAUCUAUUUACCCUUUAAAGGGGUACACCGUUCGUAAUUACUUGUGGUCCAGUUAAAUAGAACUCCACUAAUACGCAAGGCUGUAGUGCAGUUGUUAUGCAUACAAAUUUGUUGAAACUUGGUAUUCAUAGUAUUUGUAUAUCUGUCUAUACAAAGGCAUUGCUGAAAUUUAUAUUUAGUAUGUAUUUACGCAAUUGACAAUUUUCAAAUUCAAUUACAAAUUCAAUUUUUUUUUUAACGAACAACGUAGGCCUUUAAACAUAACUCGUAACCAAUUGUCACCUCCUUCAAUAUCAUUUGUACCUUAAGUUAUGUUAUUGGUGAAAGCCUUUUAGUGUUAUACUGCGUUACUUUAACAAUAAAUAAUAUUUGGUGCUUA